This is a messenger RNA of Besnoitia besnoiti, 1179 nucleotides long. RefSeq lists its product as uncharacterized. Bases 1 to 1179 code for a protein of 392 amino acids. The transcript has a single exon. The record is from RefSeq and is a predicted model, not a curated record. NCBI's taxonomy places the organism in Eukaryota, Apicomplexa, Conoidasida, Eucoccidiorida, Sarcocystidae.
AUGUCUGCUUGUUCAUCCCAGUUGAGUGACGAGUUGCUCGAGGCUGAGGUUCUGUAUAGGACGCGGUUCACGAGACACGGCUGUGGUGCACGGGGUGCAGUUUCACUAUUGCAUUCGAAGAAGCAAACAAAUAUGAAGGACAUGUCCCGUGUCUGCGGUUGGGGCGCGGCUGCGCUUGCGCUCGUCGCCGUUGCGACCGCUUCUAGUGGCGAUCAUCGCGCAGGCAGUCCUUUGACUCCUUUGGGUGGUUUACUGCCUCCGGACGAAUCGGCCUUGGAUGCCAUGGUUCCUGAGCAACUGCGUCUACUCGACCUGAUCCUUGAGAGGGAGGAUUUGGAGACUGAUGCAAACGCCUCUUUUGCAACCACAGCUCAGGCGGCCAAAGAGUUUCCGUCCUUUCUAGAAAAGGUGCAGAAGAGCCAGCAUGCGCAAUUUAUCAGCCUCACACGUUUGAUGCCCGAGGUCAUGCGGUUCAUGUUCCGCAAUUCCCUGCCGAACGCACCCCGGGCUGACGCUGCCGACAGUAUUCGCGAUGGACUAGAAAAUGUGAAAAAGACAGCCUCUGCUGUCCAGGGAGUCAUGAAUGGUUCAGUGGGUAUGGUGCCCUGCUGGCGAGUUGACCUGCUGUCGCUUGAGACUGCCAGGUCCUCUUACGAUCUCCGAGUAGAUGCAAACCCCGCGCAGUCCCCUUCUUUGGAGCAGCUGCAGGAGGCAACGAAGACUCUGACACAAAGCAUUUACAAAUAUUUAGAUCUACUGAUUGAAGCGUGCCGGGUGAUGACUUACCACAUGCGCCAGGGAGAGGUGGAGGGUCUUAAUAAAGUCGGCACAAGCCUUAUUCCUUUGUUGAAGGACGCGUACGCGAGCAUCGUCGCCGCGGCGUCGGCUGAUGGGUUCACGGCGUGUCAGGUCACCAGCGAUAUGAUCGAGGGGCAGGCGGUGAAGGCUCAGUAUCUUCGUCGAAUCGAGGUGCUCAUUGUUGAGCAGCAGGAAAUUGUGUCGGCUCUAAAGCAUGUGGGCGACGCGGUUGAAACACUUGGAAGCUUUGGAAAAGCGCUUCUUGAUGCACUUCGCUCCCUUAAUCGGCUACGGCAGGUGCCCCAUCCCGUCAUGAAUCUGUCGAAAACGAAGGUGCGUGGUCGACGUGCGAAGAGGCUUGCCGCGAUGUCAGCGGAAUAA